Molecule: messenger RNA, 1778 nt
Organism: Musa acuminata AAA Group (dessert banana)
Lineage: Eukaryota; Viridiplantae; Streptophyta; Magnoliopsida; Zingiberales; Musaceae
Product: protein NRT1/ PTR FAMILY 5.10-like
Exons: 4
Coding region: 100-1710 (536 amino acids)
Biological process (GO): transmembrane transport
Cellular component (GO): membrane
Molecular function (GO): transmembrane transporter activity
Source: RefSeq, a predicted model, not a curated record
UAAAUUAUCGAACAAAAUGCACGGGAAGAGAAAAAUGAGGUCGCCCCUCGUCAAUCUAGAGGGAGGGGGAAGGGGCAGUGAGUGCGGCGGAAAGGCGAGAUGGUCACCGAUCCUCUCCUCUCCCGCUGUUACCCCGACUACGUCGUGGGCGCCAUCGACUACCGUGGUCGCCCCGCCUCCCGCUCCGCCUCCGGCCGCUGGACCUCCGCCCUCUUUAUCAUAGCGGUGGAGAUUGCUGAGAGGUUCGCGUUCUACGGCGUAUCCUCCAACCUGAUAUCCUACCUCACGGGUCCGCUCGGGGAGUCGACGGCGUCUGCGGCGGCGGCCAUCAACGCGUGGAACGGCGUGGCGGCUAUGCUGCCUCUCCUAGGGGCCUUCCUCGCCGACUCCUACCUAGGCCGCUACCGCACCAUUGUCAUCGCCUCCCUGCUUUACAUGCUGAGCCUGGCCAUGCUGACCCUCUCAUCUCUUCUGCCCUCCCUCCACCUUGCCAAAUGCGGAGACACCACCGUAGAUCCAGCAGGCUGCCCACCUUCACCUUCAUCGGUGGCCUUCUUUUACGCCUCCCUCUACCUCAUGGCAUUUGCCCAGGGAGGCCACAAACCCUGCGUCCAAGCCUUCGGCGCCGACCAGUUCGACGAGAACCACCCCGGCGAAUGCGCGGCCAAGAGCUCCUUCUUCAACUGGUGGUACCUGGGGUUCAGCGGCGGCGUCCUCGUCGCCGUCGUCGUCUUGAGCUAUGUCCAAGACUACAUCAGCUGGGGGCUCGGCUUCGGAAUCCCCUGCGUCGCCAUGUUGCUCGCCUUGCUGGUGUUCCUGCUCGGAACCAACACCUACCGCUUCUACCCGUUGGAGGAGAACAGCCCGUUCGCUUGCAUGCGGAGAACCGUCCACUUGGCAACGGAAGAAGAUAGAGGAGGACUCGAUUCCAUGGAUGUUGGUUGUGGAGAAGGCUCGGAGGGGUUGCUUCGACUGUUGCCGACAUGGGCGACCUGCUUGACUUACGCUAUGGUAUUUGGCCAGUCGUCAACGCUCUUCACCAAGCAAGGCAGCACCUUGGACAGGAGGAUAGGCUUCAUAUACUUGAACCUUGAAGUGCCGCCGGCAGCCCUGCAAGUCUUCAUCAGCGUCUCCAUCGUGGGCUUCAUCCCGGUCUACGAUAGGAUUCUCGUGCCGGUAGCGAGGAAGUUUACGAAGCUCCCUUCCGGCAUCACCACGCUCCAGAGGAUCGGUGCCGGAUUGGUCCUCUCGCUCGCCUCCAUGGUGGCAGCAGCUCUGGUUGAGAUGAAACGACUCCGAACGGCAAGGGAGUUCGGACUCGUGAACCAGCCCGAGGCCGUGAUCCCCAUGAGUUUUUGGUGGCUGGCGCCGCAGUACGUCCUCUCUGGGGUCGCAGAUGUUUUCGCCAUGGUUGGCUUGCAGGAAUUCUGCUACGACCAAGUCCCUGAUGCAUUGAGGAGUCUGGGGCUGGCGCUCUACCUGAGCAUCUUUGGCAUCGGCAGCUUCAUCAGCGGAUUCCUGGUGUCCGUCAUCGACAAAGCCAGCAGAAAGAAAACGGGGGAGAGCUGGUUCUCAGACAAUCUAAACCGUGCCCAUCUCGAUUACUUCUAUUGGUUACUUGCAGGUCUCAGUACUUUGGGGUUGCUUCUGUACCUUCACUUUGCACAAGCUUAUGUGUACAAGAAAAAGGGACGCAAUGCAUCUAUGUAAUGUCGAUUCAAUGUAAUCUAAGCAAUUUAUCAAAAAGAAAAAAAAAAUCUAAUAAUGGGAUUUUAUCA